This is a messenger RNA of Colletotrichum spaethianum, 477 nucleotides long. RefSeq lists its product as uncharacterized. The coding region runs from base 1 to 477 and encodes 158 amino acids. NCBI's taxonomy places the organism in Eukaryota, Fungi, Ascomycota, Sordariomycetes, Glomerellales, Glomerellaceae. The transcript has 2 exons. The record is from RefSeq and is a predicted model, not a curated record.
AUGUCGUUUGACGAUAUUCUGACUACGAUCGUACAAUCUUACACGACGCUCGAGACCAGCAUCGGGGCCGUGGCGCGACUCAAAACCUUCAGCGACACGGUAACUCCAGAAACCGGGCCCACGAGGACAUCAUUCCCAAAGAAAACUGGCCGGAACAAGGCGCAAUCAAUGUCAAAGCAGUUUCGGCGUCUUAUGGAGCCCCUCAAGUUGCAUCAGGCGCAGAAGUGGAAACAAAGCAAUCAGAUGAACUGGCCAUUCGAGACCUGCACCUUUCGGUUCGCCCAGCUAUAUGCGGCCAAGGAGCACCUUGCCGAGAAGGGUGAGCCGCGCAUGCUCAAGGAGCAGGAGGGGAGCAUGUCAGAGGCCUAUGGAACAGCAGCAGAACUGCAGAGGAAUAAGAGAUCUUGUCCUUGGCCGGCGAACAGGAUCAGCAGACGACCUGAUGAUGGCAUUCGACGAGGCGAAGACGUUCUUUGA